UCUCAGUCACAUAGUCACACUUCACACUCGGUAUAGACGGACACUUGCACCCCUCGCUUUGCGACUGGAGGACGGCGAGUAAAGAGGUAGAGAAUACCAGGCAGGGCAGCCUUCUGGGCAACUGGGUGGAGCGCAUCCAGGCAAUCUGCUGCUACCCGCAGCACGCAUCUUUGCUCGCACAUUCAUCUCAACGCACGAUGGCUCUCCCACAGGCGCCGCAACGGCUCCUCAGGGACCUUCAUGUAGCCUACAUCAAGUCGCUCGAUGCAAAAAAAGAAGGCCUCUCAUACCACAUGACGACGCACCUGCGCAUGAACGGCGUCUACUGGGGCCUCUGCGCGCUCGAGCUCAUGCACGCUGGCGACCUGCUCGCUCGGCAGGACCUCGUCGACUUUGUGCUCAGUUGCUGGGACGACCCCAAGGGUAAGGGGAAGCGCAAGGCCGAACUUGACCACAAUAAGAACGAGCCUGCAGGGCAACACCGGGAUCCGAGCGACGGCAGAGACGGCCAGCCGGGAGGAUUCGCGCCGUUCCCGCGGCACGACACCCACAUCCUCAGCACGCUGUCCGCAUUACAGAUCCUCGCCAUCAAGGGUGCACUCGACGUGGUUGACCGCCAAGCAGUAAUAGACUACAUUCUCUCGCUACGGUCCACGUCGCCGAACCUGCGUGGCGCAUUCUACGGCGACAGCGCAGCGCUCGAGCACGACACGCGCUACCUGUACAUUGCGCUGCACGCUUUACAGCUACUCUCCGCCACGGCUGAGCUCGCAGAGAUACGCGAGGAGAGCAUCGCAUACCUGCUGCGCUGCCAUAACCGCGACGGCGGCUUCGGCACGUCCGUCGGCGCCGAGAGCCACGCUGGGCAGGUGUUCACGUGCGUCGCGGCGCUCAACAUCCUCGACGCGCUCGAUCGCGUCGACCUCGAUCGCGUCGGCUCGUGGCUCGCAGAGAGGCAGCUGCCCAACGGCGGGCUCAAUGGCAGGCCGCAGAAGCUCGAAGAUGUAUGCUACUCGUGGUGGGUGCUUAGCUCUCUCAGUAUGGUGCGGCGACUGCACUGGAUCGAUGCCGCCAAGCUGCGGCGCUUCAUCCUGUCCGCGCAGGAUCCCGAGUACGGUGGCAUAGCAGACAGGCCAGACAAUGUCGCCGACGUCUUCCACACACACUUUGGCCUCGCAGGGCUCUCACUGUUGUCCGGCUUGGAUCGAGGGACGCCGCAAGCAAAGGGCCAGGGCGCAGCAGCAGAAGCAGAAGCAGCACCGGAUGGCAAUGAGGGUGAUGGGCUUGCGAACCUUGAGGAAGUCGACCCGACGUACUGUCUGCCUGCCCACGUGGUCCGGAGAUUGGGUAUUGAGAAAGGGUACCAGUCGUUUCGCCCCGCGAACAGGUAGCAUUUCCAUUG
Molecule: messenger RNA, 1402 nt
Organism: Tilletiaria anomala UBC 951
Lineage: Eukaryota; Fungi; Basidiomycota; Exobasidiomycetes; Georgefischeriales; Tilletiariaceae
Product: terpenoid cyclases/Protein prenyltransferase
Exons: 4
Coding region: 198-1391 (397 amino acids)
Biological process (GO): protein geranylgeranylation
Cellular component (GO): Rab-protein geranylgeranyltransferase complex
Molecular function (GO): Rab geranylgeranyltransferase activity
Source: RefSeq, a predicted model, not a curated record